UCUGCCAUUUCAACCGAUGUCAUAGCUCCCUUCAAGCUCUACUCCGUGCUAUCGAGUGAAGUCUAUUGGUAUUUUUCGUCUCACAUUGAGUCCCGGCAAAUCGCCCCCUUUAUCCGGAAAUGGCUACUGGUUCACCCUCCACCAAGGCAUCGCUCGCGUCCAACCCAACGCCCAAUAUCGCCGCGUCAGAUGCAGUCGUGCACCUCGAGAGCGUCACGCUAAUCGACGCCCCAUUACAAGAUGUCUGGGAUACUCUGGUGGAUACCUCAACCUGGUCAGCAUGGAACAAAUUUGUGCCCGCAGUGACUAUCCGCCAGCAGCCCGAAUCCGAUGCCACGCAGAAUGUCUCCCCCAUCCUCCAAAUGGGGACGAAGAUGACAUUCCACGUGAAUAUGAACCCGACUUCUUCCCAGUCACAGCCAAAUCAAGAGGCGAUGUUGACCGUGGCUGAGCGAAGUCCUCCCACCUCCAGCAGGAACCUCGGCCGGAUUGUGUGGGUCAACGAUGCGCCAGCUCAGGGGCGCAUCAUGGCCUCACUUCUGACGGCAGAAAGGGUUCACGAACUUUCUGAGGUCGAGGUUCCAGGCGCAGACGGACAGGUGAGGCGGAUGACUGAAGUGCGCAACUGGGAAGCACAGGUUGGGGCUCUGGCAUAUGUGGUUCGUUGGAUGUACGGGACGCGGCUAGCGGAAUGCUUUGACCUGUGGGUGCAGGAUCUGAAAGAGUACGUCGAGAACAAGACGCGGGGAUGAACUAGGCUCGCACCUCCCUUCGGA
This is a messenger RNA of Aspergillus ibericus CBS 121593, 776 nucleotides long. RefSeq names its product SRPBCC domain-containing protein. The record is from RefSeq and is a predicted model, not a curated record. Bases 120 to 752 code for a protein of 210 amino acids. Lineage: Eukaryota; Fungi; Ascomycota; Eurotiomycetes; Eurotiales; Aspergillaceae. The transcript has a single exon.